Molecule: messenger RNA, 2815 nt
Organism: Ricinus communis (castor bean)
Lineage: Eukaryota; Viridiplantae; Streptophyta; Magnoliopsida; Malpighiales; Euphorbiaceae
Product: potassium transporter 5
Exons: 8
Coding region: 329-2671 (780 amino acids)
Biological process (GO): potassium ion transmembrane transport
Cellular component (GO): membrane
Molecular function (GO): potassium ion transmembrane transporter activity
Source: RefSeq, a predicted model, not a curated record
CCCACCAGAUUAGAGGGCACGGGGAGGUUAGGAAAGAGCAAGAGAAAACGGACCACCCAUCAACAUCCUUGGCCUCGGAUGUCUCGUUGCGGUCAGAGAGGGUUCAUGCAUACAUCCGCACACGCUUUCAUGCAUUAAUGGCAGUCUGCUUUGCUUUUUGUCUCAUUUUUUUCCAAUCCUCACUUCCUUUGCCUUUUCUCUCCUCUAUAAAUAUUCAUCUUCCUACCUCAUCUCAGGACCAUUUCCUUAAUCCACAUAACAGACGAGGAAAAUCUUCACCAUCUCUUCCACCCGAGGUAUAGAGAUACCAGUUUUAGGAGUGGGAAAAAUGUCUCAAAAUACUGUACAGAACACUAGCAGCACUAGUGGAGAAACUAGAGAUGAAUUUUCCAAAUCUCUUAAUGGGAAGAAACUUUCACGGCAUAAGUUGCGAAGGAGCGACUCUUUGGAAAUCGAAUCUCGCACCUUUCAUGGUCAUCGAGUUUACGGGUCUAAGGAUGGUGUAAGUUGGUCAGUGAUCUUGCAAUUGGCAUUCCAAAGCAUUGGAAUAGUGUAUGGAGACAUAGGGACUUCACCGUUGUAUGUGUAUGCAAGUACUUUUACUGAGGGUAUUAAACACAACGACGACGUCUUAGGUGUACUCUCUUUGAUUUUCUAUACCCUCACACUCAUUCCCCUCAUCAAAUAUGUUCUAAUCGUCCUGCGUGCUAAUGACAAUGGUGAUGGUGGGACUUUUGCCUUGUACUCACUGGUGUGCAGAUAUGCUAAAGUUGGGUUAAUCCCAAGUCAACAAAGUGAGGACCUUGAUGUAUCUAAUUUCCAGCUUGAAUUGCCAAGCAGGCGUUUGAGCCGGGCAACAAAGCUGAAAUCUAAGCUAGAAAAUAGCAAAUUUGCCAAGUUCUUUCUGUUGUUUGCCACCAUGCUUGGUACUUCCAUGGUUAUCGGAGAUGGUGUCCUUACUCCUUGCAUUUCAGUUUUAUCAGCUGUAGGUGGGAUCAAGCAAGCCACAACAAAAAUGACAGACGAUAUGAUUGUUUGGAUAUCAGUAGUGAUCUUGAUCCUCCUAUUCAUGGUUCAAAGAUUUGGAACUGAUAAAGUGGGCUACAAUUUUGCUCCAAUAAUUUGUGUUUGGUUUGCAAUGAUUGCUGGCAUUGGCCUCUUCAAUUUCUUCAAAUAUGAUCCAGCAGUUAUCAAAGCUAUAAACCCAAAGUAUAUAGUGGAUUAUUUCAGAAGGAACAAAGAUCAAGCUUGGAUUUCUCUUGGUGGCAUUGUUCUGGCCAUAACAGGAACUGAAGCACUAUUUGCAGAUGUUGGACACUUCACAGUUCCAUCCAUACAAAUAAGCAUGUGCACCGUAACCUACCCGGCUCUUAUCUGUGCAUACACUGGACAAGCAGCUUUUCUUAGAAAGCACAAUGAUCUUGUCUUGGAGACAUUUUAUGAAUCUAUACCAAAACCUCUGUACUGGCCAAUGUUCGGGGUGGCUGUGAUGGCAUCAAUCAUUGCAAGUCAAGCCAUGAUUUCAGGAACCUUUUCAAUCAUACAGCAAUCUCUUUCUCUCGGAUGCUUCCCUCGAGUGAAAAUCGUGCACACAUCAGCUAAAUAUGAAGGACAAGUCUAUAUUCCUGAAAUCAAUUACCUUCUAAUGCUUGCUUGUGUAGGAGUUACUCUUGGCUUUAGGAGUACAACAAAUAUUGGCAAUGCAUAUGGGAUUGCUGUGGUGUUUGUAAUGACACUCACAUCAGCAUUUUUAGUGUUGAUCAUGCUAAUGAUAUGGAAAACCAACAUCCUUUACGUAAUUGCCUAUGUGCUAACCAUUGGGGUUGUGGAGCUCGUCUACUUAAGUUCAGUCCUCUACAAAUUCGAUCAGGGAGGAUAUCUGCCAUUAGCAUUUGCUGCAGUUCUAAUGACUAUAAUGUAUGUCUGGAAUGAUGUGUAUAGAAGGAGGUAUUAUUAUGAGCUCGACAACAAGAUUUCUCCUGAUAAGCUAAAAGAAGUUGCUGCUGAGACCAACUUUAGUCGACUUCCAGGGCUUGCCAUGUUCUACUCCGAACUUGUUCAGGGUAUUCCACCUAUCUUCAAGCACUAUGUCGAAAAUGUACCAGCUCUUCACUCUGUCCUUGUUUUCGUCUCCAUCAAAUGGCUUCCAAUUGGAAAGGUUCCAGUGGAAGAACGCUUCCUUUUCCGCAGAGUAGAACCCAAAGAGCUCAACGUCUUUCGCUGUGUAGCUCGAUAUGGAUACGCGGAUGUUCGCAAUGAGCAAGAGCCCUUCGAGAGAAUAUUGAUCGAAAAAUUGAAGCAGUUUAUCAUAGAUGAUUUCUGGUUAAGUCAAGCAAUUGUCAGCAGGGGCGUGACAGAUGAGAAGGUUCAGGAAUUGGAUGAAGGGCAAAAUAAUGAAGAUGAAAAUGGAAGCAUAAAUCAAGAAAAUGAAGAGAAGUUACAACAGGAUGUGGAUAACCAGAUUGAGAUCAUCGAUAAAGCUUCGCGUGCUGGCGUUGUUCACCUGGUAGGCGAGAAUGAGGUGAUUGCAGGAAGAGGGGCAAAUAUAGGAAAGAGGAUACUGAUAGAUUAUGCGUACACUUUUCUGAAGAGAAACCUGAGGCAAAGUGAGAAGGUGUUUGAUAUUCCUCAGAAGCGCAUGCUCAAAGUUGGUAUGACAUAUGAGCUUUAGAACAUUAAGAAAUGAACAUCAUCAGAUUCACCUGAAAGCUUUUUGUAAGUAAAGCUAGUUGCUACAUGCAUGUAGCUAAAGAGCAAGUCUACUGCAGUAACAGAAAGCUCCUUCUUCAUAUGUUAAGCAGAAAAUUAUUGUUCA